CCACUAGCUGAUAUGAUGGGCGCGGUGGCGGCGACCACUUGAUGUGUGGAAAAACAGCAGUCAAAAGCAAUGUGGCAAUCAAUGGCCUAAACUGUAGGCCUAGGCUAGGCCUACUGACAGUGCUUGAACAAUAAUCAAGGAUAAUAGGCCUAUAUUCAAUGGAGCACUUCAAGGUUAUGUUCAGGCCUACAGCAUUUUUAUUUUCAUUAUUUUUUACAGUUGUAAUCUCUGUAGCAUUGAACCCCAUUCGUUUGGCUGGAAAUUCCGACACCAGAGGGCGACUAGAGUACCUGUACCGCGGUCAGUGGGGAACAGUCUGUGACAAUCACUUUGACAUGUUGGAUGCCACCGUUGUUUGUCGUGAGCUGAACCUAGGCAAUGCUGUGAAAGUACUUACUGGUGUUGGUGGAGCACGGGAUAGUUCGCCAAUAUGGCUUGAUGAUGUUGAAUGCACUGGCAAAGAACAACACCUUUCUGCUUGCCCAUCCACUAGUCAGCAUAGCUGUACACAUGACGAAGAUGUCGGAGUAGAAUGCACUGGUGAUACACAUCCGGUACGUUUAGAUGGUAGUUCCAUUGCUCAUGAAGGAUUAGUUGAGAUUGAACAUGAUGGAGUAUGGGGCACUGUUUGUGAAGACAACUGGAGCCAAGAUAACACUGAUGUAGUGUGCAAACAACUUGGAUUUGAAGGGGGAAAUUAUUUUACCGCAACAGAUUAUACCGAUUCUAAUUCUAUUGUUCUUGAUGAUGUUGCUUGUGUUGGCACAGAAUUGACCCUUGCACAAUGUUCACAUUCAAACUGGGGCGAACAUAAUUGCAAUAACAUUGAGAAGAUUUGGGUUUCCUGUUUAACUGAUAAAUCUGAUAGCAUUAGUGUUCGUCUUGUCGGGGGUGAAACUGCUAACGAAGGCAUUCUAGAAGUUAAAAUGAACAGUCGAUGGGGAACAGUGUGUAGGGUGAAUUGGGGCCUAGAACAAUCAGACGUUGUGUGUCGACAACUUGGUUAUGGAGUUGGUGUGAAGGUCUACACUCAGAGUCGUUAUUUAUACCAACUUGGAAACACCGAAUCACACCCCAUCAACAUUUUUAGUGCCGACUGUGGUCAGGGGUUGUCCAGUAAUCUUAAGAGUUGUGAGUUAACUACUGAAAAUUUAUGGGGAUGUGACCACCAGUCAGAUGUUGUGCUUAGCUGUUACAAUAUAUUCUCAGAGGAUGGUCCAUUAACUGGUGAUGCUCGUCUUGUUGAUGGCAUUGAUGAUAGUGAAGGAAUUUUUGAAAUUUUUCUGGACGGUAGGUGGGGAACUAUAUGUGAUUGGAAUUGGUACCAAGAAGAAGGUGAUGUGGCUUGCAAACAACUUGGUUAUGACUUAGCUUCUUCAUACUCGAUUGAUAUCCAUGUUGAUGAAGCAUCCAAAAUGCAAGUGCAUCCAUAUGCCUUUGAUUGCUAUUCAGGAACAGAGAACCAACUGAUUGAAUGUUCACAAACUUAUUUUGGAUCAUGUGACGCUUACGGGAACAAUAUUGUUGCUCUAAGUUGCACCUAUAAUUCCAUUGAUGUCGAGAUUUGGGUGAUAAUUUCCAUAAUAUUUAUAAUAAUCAUUGUCAUCUGUUGUUGCGGCAUGAGGAGACAAAGAAUGAAUGCUGCAUCGAGGACAACAACAACAUCCAUACCAUUAGCUACCAACCAACCGGUUCAAGUUCAUCCACCUGUUCAACAACCAUUUUUACUGCAAACUGGUCAACCAGAUCCACUCCAACCAGGGUAUCCAUACGAACAUGGUCCACCACAACUACCGCCAGCAUACUCAGUCCAGCCUACAGACCCUCUUCCACCUUCUUAUGAGUCAGUUGUACAAAAUCCAAACAAGUAUCCUCAAAUAUAGGAUUUGUAAUAUAUCACAACUUCAGGUCUCACUCUAAUGAAUGACCCCUCCAAUUAAACACCACCUCCAAUUAAAAACCACCUUUCUGUGGUCCCAAAUUAACAAUUUAAAAAAAAUUUUUAUUAUUGUAAUUAGAGACCAAAGCUGCUAAAGACCAUGAAAACCCCGGUCCCAAAAGUGGUCUUUAAUUGGAGGGAGACCUGUAGUUUGGUAACGAUGUAUUGUCUUGUGCUAGAGAGUUGACCUAGUGAUAGAUUGUUGAUAACGUAGAUACAUAAUAGACACAUACAUAGACCAGAGGUGCAUGACAUAUACCUGGGCAUUCUUGUAACCACAGGUACUUCUAUGGCUUAAAAACCCCCACCCCAUCUUUUUUUUUCCCGAACAAACUAAACCCUUCCUCCCAUAAAAGUAUUGUCAAAACAAUGAUAAAAUCUAUCAUUGACAUGUUAUAAAGCGUAAGCCUUUAUAGGACUGAACACUCAGGCACUGGAAUCAGUUGAAUAUAGGGUCCCAUGUCUGCCCCAAGCCGCAAGACGUCCUCCUACAUUCCACUAACUGGACAAGAAUCUUCCAGAAAAUAACCUAUCUACUGGAAAGUCAUUAAAUCUGCAUCAUGCAUGCUUUUUACUACUGUAUAAUACACCUUUAUAGUGUCUCAUGAAAUUCAGUGUUGAUUGGUAACACCAUAUUAGCAGCAUAACAGAAUUAGAUGUAGAGGUGAUGUUUUGCACUACCUGACGCAUUAUCACACCGAAUACUUAGUACGUUCCCAAAUACUUGUGAAAUAAGUGAUUCGGGUGGGAAUCGAACCCACGACCUCCAGAUAAAUAGCCUGGCGCCAUAACCACUAGACUACUGAGCUUGCGCUUAGUGACUAGUGUUGAAUCCUAUCCCCAAGUAGCAGCGGGUACUGCAAAUGCUAUUACAAUGUGAAUUUGCAUCAGGAAAUAUCAUAGGAGUGAAGUUUUGCCCUUAUUAGAUGUGCUAAGAAAGCCUGUUUAAACUAUCUCCUGGAAAUGACUUCUUCUGACUUGACUCCUGUGAAUGUGUCAUAAUUCUGUAAUUUAAGAAGGACGAGGGGUUAGGUGAAAAGCAUGAUUAGCUCCAUGUACCUUGGUUACAGUUUGCAUUCGAUUGAUCCCAAAAGAAUAUUAAAUCUUUGCAAUACAACAAAUAAAUGCAAGAGAAUAGCUGUGGAAUUCACAGUUCAGUAACCAAUAGGCCUAUUUUAAGAAAAAGUGCAAAUUUAUAUCGAUUUUAACAUUCUUGAAUACAAGCGCUGAUUAAUCAUGGAGAUACCAGUGGUGUAUCCAGGGAUUGAAGGGGAAGGGGGCGCAAAGAAAGUUGGGGGGAUCAAUGUUUAAGUGAAGGGGAGCUACAGUAGCUAACAAAAUAAGGUGAUUUUAACUACUUCAGUGUGAUUUUUUUUUGUUUUGAACAUUUUUAAAUGGGGGAAUGAGCUCUUUUUUU
This is a messenger RNA of Anneissia japonica, 3356 nucleotides long. RefSeq names its product neurotrypsin-like. NCBI's taxonomy places the organism in Eukaryota, Metazoa, Echinodermata, Crinoidea, Comatulida, Comatulidae. The record is from RefSeq and is a predicted model, not a curated record. The transcript is spliced from 7 exons. Bases 159 to 1883 code for a protein of 574 amino acids. Gene Ontology annotation, cellular component: membrane.